AGAAGAUAACGGUUGAUACGCACUACAACAACAAAUUCACUUCCUGAAAAAGAAAAUGUCGACGUUAUAGUUGCUGGAUAGCUCACCGGUCGUUGAAAUCUGUAUCACGUACUGCUCGACAUGUCUGCCAAGCGUGUGAACACCACUGCGACAGCCCGUCUCAAGCAGGACUACAUCCGGAUUGUCAAGGACCCCGUUCCCUACGUUUCGGCUAUACCGCUACCGUCUAACAUUCUGGAGUGGCAUUACAUUGUGCAUGGACCAGAAAAUUCACCAUAUGAAGGUGGAAUUUUCCACGGAAAGCUGAUUUUCCCUCGAGAAUUUCCCUUCAAGCCUCCCAGUAUAUACAUGAUCACACCCAAUGGCAGGUUCAAGUGCAAUACAAGACUCUGUUUGUCAAUCAGUGACUUCCACCCUGACACAUGGAACCCAGCCUGGUCUGUGUCCACUAUUCUCACCGGUCUGCUCAGCUUUAUGCUUGAGCGGAGUCCGACCCUGGGAAGUAUCGAGACAUCUGACUAUACAAAACGUCAACUAGCAGCUCAGAGUGGUCCAUUCAACCUUCAGAACAAAAUCUUCUGUGAGCUCUUUCCAGACAUGGUGGAGGAGAUCCGAAAGGAGAUCAAGAAGCGUGAAGAGGAGAUGCAGCAGUCGACGGAUUCGAGCGGCAAGUUGACCGGCGGCCGGCUGGACAGCAAGACAGGCCUGACUGGUCACCCCAACACGGUAGUCAACGGUCGAAAUCAGGGCUUCUUCGGCAGCGCUCUCGCCAACGUCUUCGUUAUCAUCGGCUUUGCCGCUUUCGCGUACACCGUCAAGUACGUUCUACGGAGCGUCGUCGACUGAUGGCUGGCUGCUCGUGUCUCUCGUCGUCAGUGACAACGACGUUCGGACGUUGGUGGUUUUUCCCCUCAUUGUGAUAAACAGCGGAUAGAUUUCAGCUUGGCUGAAAGUGUACGACAGUUUCAGACGGGACUGUCCCAAGUUUGCUGCCCUUGUGAGAUAUUUCCAGCACAUGAUCUAUGUAAAUAGUAUACGAGCCUGAGUGUCAUACUGGCUUUUUGAAACCAUUGUCAUAAUUCAUGUAUUGCACAAGUGAGAACAAGAGUAAUACAUAAAUUCUGACACAAGUUUUGUCAAAUCAGUAUGACUCACACGCGAGUGUAAUAAUUCCUUUAUUUUCAAUAUUAUUAUUGUUAUUUUUUAUUAUUAUUGAAUAACGAGGACCGUCUCAAACUCUUUCAACGACAACUAGAAGGAAAUGACGUAUUUCUCAUGCACAGUCUGAUCUAGGACUGGCAAGAAACGUCCGGUUAUGAUGUCACUUCCCAAAAUUAUGUCAUUACACUUGUUAUUACACAACGUGUGCUGCGUAUGAUUUUUAAUUAACUCUGUUAUGUUGAACGACAUGGAUAAUAAUGAUUUAAAUUACAUAUUAUAUAACAUGCCGGUCUUUGUCGGGAGCAGAAUCAAGGUGAGCUGAAGAUCACUGUCCUCAAAUGGUGCCAGGCAAACAGUCACAUGAAGUUUCAAAAUAAAUUUGUUAAUUUUCUUAUCGCAAGGUGAUUAAUUUUUAGCUCUUCUUAAAAAUGAGUGAGUGUGGAUGGGAGUGUCUCUGUGUGUCUCUGUGUGUCUCUUGCUUUUCAUCUCAAAGACGGCAUUCUCUUGUUUACAAUUAUUACAUGCCAUGUGCUCUAGUGGUGUCUUUAAACAAAACCCACUUUGACUAAAGUUUUAUAACCACGAUCCAUCUGACAUUGUUGUUAUUUCAUUCCUUUUCUGGACAGUUAGAUUUUAACUCUUGUAUGCUAUCAUGCUCCUCAAACAUUUCCAUUGAAAUAUUUUCAUAGUCGUUGAUAUGAUAAGCAACUGAUUAAUUCUGACGGUUGACUUGUGAUGAAUGGUUAUUGGGCUGGAGUAGUGGUUGUGGGUUUUAGUUCUCUAUUUGUAGUAUUCUUUAGUACGAUUCUUAACGUGGCAGAACCAAAAUGUUUUUGUUUCCUCUGUCACUCGAUUUGAUUGGCACCAAAUAAUAUGGUGGUGUUACUCAUGCGUCAGAACGUCUGUUUACAGAUAUUCAAAAUGAGUCUCGCGUAUUCAGUAUCGGUGUGCUGGAAUUGAACACCGGUCUGUACACGCUUGAAGGUGGGGACAGGCAGCAAGAAACAACUACCGCUGAAAACAGACAACAUGGGUCAAAUUCACGCAGUCUGUUUAUUUCUAACAUGCGUGUAACCACAUACAGUUACAAUGCUUAAACACCACCGGCAUUUAAUGCAAGGCUCAGACUACCAACUACCAACACAAAGUUGGCCAACCUGAUGAUUUCUCGACUUCUACGACUGUCCAGUUGUUUGAGCGCUGUUACAACUCUAUUCUCAUCGUAUACAACUCCUACGACUGUCCAGUUGUUUGAGCGCUGUUACAACUCUAUUCUCAUCGUAUACAACUCCUACGACUGUCCAGUUGUUUGAGCGCUGUUACAACUCGAUUCUCAUCGUAUACAACUCCUACGACUGUCCAGUUGUUUGAGCGCUGUUACAACUCGAUUCUCAUCGUAUACAACUCCUACGACUGUCCAGUUGUUUGAGCGCUGUUACAACUCGAUUCUCAUCGUAUACAACUCCUACGACUGUCCACUUGUUUGAGCGCUGUUACAACUCCAUUCUCAUCGUAUACAACUCCUACGACUGUCCAGUUGUUUGAGCGCUGUUACAACUCCAUUCUCAUCGUAUACAACUCCUACGACUGUCCAGUUGUUUGAGCGCUGUUACGACUCGAUUCUCAUCGUAUACAACUUCUACGACUGUCCAAUUGUUUGAGCGCUGUUACAACUCGAUUCUCAUCAUAUACAACUCCUAUGACUGAUUAGUUGUUUGAGCGCUGUUACAACUCAAUUCUCAUCGUAUACAACUUCUACGACUGUCCAGUUGUUUGAGCGCUGUUACAACUCGAUUCUCAUAUACAACUCCAAUGACUGAUUAGUUGUUAAUCUGACAGCACCUGUCAUAAGUUGGCAGUUAGAGGUUGGCAAGUUGGCCAACUCAGGCGUGACAGUUGACUGUGUGACCCUAGCAUAAGAAAACCAGGCUUCAUAGAUUUGGCUCUGUGUUUUCUGAUAAUCAAUUCACAAGUAGCUUUUUCUUUUGAAUUCCAUCUUUAAAUUAAGAAAUUAGUGUCGACAUUAAGAUGAUCAGAAUUAAAUUAAUUAUGUAUGUAUAUAUAUAUAUACAUAUAUAUAUAUAUAUAUAUAUAUAUAUAUAUAUAUAUAUAUAUUUAAUGACUGUGGUAGUUUAACUUUACAUAAAGUAAGAAUGAAGUUUGUAUAUCAGUUGAUGCAACGUGACCGAGAACUGAUACUAAAUUUUUAGAUUGAAAUGUUGGAAACAGAUUGUUCCUCAUUUUAAAAAAUGAAUUUCACCCGUAUUCAACUUGAGCUCUGAUUUGCAGCACCAGUGAAGUAUAUUUAAAAUCACCCCCACACCCCAUUCCCACUACCAUCCCGCUUCUCCUUGCAAAAAAAUAAAGCUCGUCUUUUUGUUGCAUGUUUAUGAAAGUUACAGUUUGUAAUACAUAGACUUGUACAUAAUUAUUUUGAUUGAGAGAUGUACAUAAUUUAUUGUAUUCGAUUAAAAACAUCUGUUCAG
This is a messenger RNA of Gigantopelta aegis, 3647 nucleotides long. Its product is annotated as ubiquitin-conjugating enzyme E2 J2-like. NCBI's taxonomy places the organism in Eukaryota, Metazoa, Mollusca, Gastropoda, Neomphalida, Peltospiridae. The record is from RefSeq and is a predicted model, not a curated record. The coding region runs from base 121 to 846 and encodes 241 amino acids. The transcript is spliced from 8 exons.